Molecule: messenger RNA, 939 nt
Organism: Dama dama (fallow deer)
Lineage: Eukaryota; Metazoa; Chordata; Mammalia; Artiodactyla; Cervidae
Product: olfactory receptor 5H2-like
Exons: 1
Coding region: 10-939 (309 amino acids)
Biological process (GO): G protein-coupled receptor signaling pathway; sensory perception of smell
Cellular component (GO): membrane
Molecular function (GO): odorant binding; G protein-coupled receptor activity; olfactory receptor activity
Source: RefSeq, a predicted model, not a curated record
AGUAACAACAUGGAUACCAAAAAUGCAACAUCACUGACAGAAUUCGUUCUCACAGGACUUACAUAUCAACCAGAUUGGCAUAUUCACCUGUUCCUGAUAUUCCUGAUAAUAUAUCUCAUCACCACUGUAGGAAACCUUGGACUAAUUGCUCUCAUCUAUAAUGACCCUCACCUUCACAUCCCCAUGUACUUAUUUCUUGGGAGUUUAGCCUUUGUGGAUGCUUGGAUCUCAUCUACUGUGACUCCCAAGAUGCUCGUCAACUUCCUGGCCAAGAGGAAGAUGAUUUCUCUCUCUGAAUGCAUAACACAGUUGUUUUCCUUUGCAUUCAGCGCAACCACGGAAUGUUUCCUCUUGGCAACAAUGGCGUUUGAUCGGUAUGUGGCCAUAUGCAAACCAUUGCUUUAUUCAGUGAUUAUGACCAAUAGAUUAUGCAUCCGACUAUCAGUCUUAUCAUUUGUAGGUGGCCUUAUUCAUUCCCUAAUUCAUAUAGGUUUCUUAUUCAGAUUAACUUUCUGUAAGUCUAACAUAAUACACCACUUUUACUGUGACAUCAUGCCACUGUUUAAGAUUUCUUGUACUGACCCUUCAAUCAAUGUUCUGAUGGUAUUUAUUUUCUCAGGGUCAAUACAAGUGUUCACAAUUCUUACUGUUCUUGUCUCUUAUAUACUUGUUCUCUUCACAAUCUUAAAAAAUAAAUCCAUACAAGGCAUAAGGAAGGCCUUCUCCACCUGUGGAGCCCACCUCCUGUCUGUCUCUUUAUAUUAUGGGCCCCUUCUCUUCAGGUAUGUGCAUCCUGGUUCUGCACAAACAGAUGCUCAAGAUAUGAUGGACUCCCUAUUUUACACUGUUAUAAUCCCUUUGUUAAAUCCAAUCAUCUAUAGCCUGAGAAAUAAGAAAGUCAUAGACUCACUGACAAAAGUGUUAAAGAGAAAUGUUUAG